GUCGGAUAUAUAUGAGCGCAAGCGGCGGGAUCUCUCUCCCUUUUACCGCCAUCGGAGCGGAGUGUCUUUCUUCCACCGGGACCUCAUCACUGCGCAGCCCCGCUUCACCACCUCCGGUCACACAGCGAAGCAUCACUCGAGACUCAGCUGAAAUGGCAGACAUCGACAACAAAGACCAGCCUGAGAUGGACCCGGCAGAUAUGGAGGAUGUUGAAGAUGUGGAAGAGGAAGAGACAGGAGAAGACGAGAACAGCAAAGCUCGCCAGCUGACUGUGCAGAUGAUGCAGAACCCACAGAUCCUGGCCGCGCUGCAGGAGAGGCUCGACGGGCUCAGCGGAUCGCCGUCAGGCUACAUGGAGAGUUUACCAAAGGUCGUAAAGAGACGUGUGAACGCCCUGAAGAAUCUGCAGGUCAAAUGUGCCCACAUUGAGGCCAAGUUCUACGAAGAAGUACAUGAACUGGAGAGAAAGUACGCGGCCCUCUACCAGCCCCUCUUCGACAAAAGAAGCGACAUAGUGAAAGCAGCCUAUGAGCCCACUGAUGAAGAGUGUGAAUGGAAAGCAGAUGAGGAGGAAGAGCUGACAGUAAGUAAGCAGGACGAGAUGAAGGAGAAGGCCAAGCUGGAGGAGGAGAAGAAGGACGAGGAGAAGGAAGACCCCAAAGGAAUCCCAGAGUUCUGGUCGACGGUUUUCAAAAACGUGGAUCUGCUCAGCGACAUGCUGCAGGAACACGACGAACCCAUCCUUAAACAUUUACAAGAUAUUAAAGUAAAGUUCUCAGUCCUAGAACAGCCCAUGAGCUUCACGUUAGAGUUCCUCUUUGAGCCCAACGACUUCUUCACAAACACUUUGUUGACGAAAACCUACAAGAUGAGGUCAGAGCCCGACGAGAACGACCCGUUCUCCUUCGACGGUCCGGAGAUCAUGUGCUGCACAGGUUGCACGAUUGACUGGACAAAGGGCAAAAAUGUUACGUUGAAAACAAUCAAGAAGAAGCAGAAGCACAAGGGCCGCGGCACGGUGAGGACGGUCACCAAAACGGUGCCCAACGACUCCUUCUUCAACUUCUUCACCCCCCCAGAGGUUCCAGAAAGUGGGGAGUUGGAUGAGGACUCGGAGGCGGUCCUUGCUGCAGACUUUGAGAUUGGCCACUUCAUCCGUGAGCGUAUCGUUCCCCGGGCGGUGCUCUACUUCACAGGAGAGGCCAUCGAGGAUGAUGAUGAUGAUUAUGAUGAGGAGGGAGAGGAGGCAGACGAUGAGGAAGGAGAGGAGGAGGCAGACGAGGAGAACGACCCCGACUAUGAUCCCAAGGUUUAAGUGAUGACAGUAGAAAAAUAACCCUCUCCUGAAGGAUGCAGUCCCCCCAGCUGAGUGCAAGCAGCAGUGAAACCCGGCUGAUUGAGGAUCAACUGCUUCUCAAAUCUUAAAAAAAAGAACAUUAAAAAAAAAUAAACAUUUAAAACACGAAAAAAAAAUAGUUACUUACCGCCUUAUAAUGUUUUGUAUUUUUCUUGGUAGAGAAUUUGAAGAAGAACAAAGGUUUCAAGAUUUUUGUUACAAAACGUACGGUAAUAUACUGGGAGCUGAGAGGCUCGAUAUACAUAGUAUUUUACUAGACCUGUUAUUUCCUUCUCUUUUCUCUGUACAAUAGCUAUAAUACAGGAUGAAAAAAAGUCCCUCAAAGUAAGCAUGAGUCGUCUCUUCACUGCUAAAACUAGUUUGGGUUCUUGUGAAGUCUUUUGUUGUAUUUGCUCUUAGACAACAGCUGUGGUUUAGACUGCAUUGCCAACUUAUUCCCUUCAUCCCGCCCCUUUUCUCCGAUCAAAGCUCCUGGUUGGUCAGCUCUGGUCGUCCCAAGUGAACAUUUUUAACCUUUAGCCGCUCAAGCACAUGUAAAAGCACUGUAGCAUUUCAUUUUGUUUUCAUGGGGGAGGACGGAGGUGUCAUUCCAGUUUAUUCCACUUCACUGAGCAUUGGAUCUACUUUUCCCGCUCUCGACACAUUCCAGUACGCUUCUCCACAAACUUGACGGACUUAAUCUCAAAUUGAACAAAAAACGGAAGUGUUUCGCCCCUUUUUGUCGUCAGUGGUCGAGUCUCUAUAACAUUCCAGAGUUCUUAGGCUAGCAGUGGCGUUGUCUUUUCUAUUGUGUGGCGUCCUAUCGGUGGUUAGCUGUGAGAUCAUCCUUGUAAGCAGCAUUUAGUAAAGUGUGGAGACUUGUGCUAUCUGGGUUUUUAAAAGUGCAUUGCCUUGCCUUUUCUUACCGGUGGAGGAUUAGGCUCUAGGACCAGAUUUGGACACAUGUAGCACAGAUUAUGAAAAAGUGUAAACCAGGUUCACGCCCCCUUUUAUUUUAUACCUCAUUUCACUAAUUGGUGACUAGUCAGGUGACUUAAAUCGGACCUCAGCUCAGCCCCUGAGGUCUUUAUCACUGUGAAAGAAAAAGGGGAAUUGUUUCGACCAACCCUCCCUCCCUAAACUCCUUCCUCUGUUAACCCAGAAAGCCACGGGGAAGCAUGUCAGAGCAAUACUUAAAAACAUCCAGGAGGGGGAGAAUAAACCGUAGCCUGCCCACCCCCCCAUCGACCCCUUCAUCUUUCUUUAAUAAUGCCUUUUUUAGUUGAAGUUGUGGAGAGCCAGGGUACUUCUCCUUCUGCAGGGAGUAUUCAGAUCAUGUUGAUUGGACAGGGUUUGUGUAGGGUCCUUCUGAGCAGCUGUUGUCAAGGCAAAAUGCUAUGCUACAAAAAUACUAAUGUACUCAAUAACUGUACGUGUAUGUUCAUUAAUAAAUUGGUUAAACAUGGA
Molecule: messenger RNA, 2804 nt
Organism: Gymnodraco acuticeps
Lineage: Eukaryota; Metazoa; Chordata; Actinopteri; Perciformes; Bathydraconidae
Gene: nap1l1
Product: nucleosome assembly protein 1-like 1
Exons: 16
Coding region: 12-1316 (434 amino acids)
Biological process (GO): nucleosome assembly
Cellular component (GO): chromatin; nucleus
Molecular function (GO): chromatin binding; histone binding
Source: RefSeq, a predicted model, not a curated record